AUGAUUGCAGUACUAGACAAGGUAGAACAAAACUUCAAAAAGGUGGGCAUAAGUUGUGUACAAGGAAAUGCAUGUGCGCCUUAUGCAGUCAUUUGCCAUGGUGACUUUUGGAAUAAUAAUAUAUUAUAUAAAUUGGAUAGCAACCAAUGCGCUGAAUCUGCAAAAUUUGUAGACUUUCAAAUUGCUCGGUAUGCUGCCCCAGUACUCGAUUUAAUUCAUUAUACAUUUACUUGCACGGAAAAAACUUUUCGAGAUGCUCAUCUUAAUGAAUUACUUGAUAUCUAUUAUAAAUGUUUAGCUAAACAUAUAUGUCUAUUCGCUUUAGACCCAACAAAAAUUUAUCCAGAGCAAAUUUUCAAGCAACAAUUAUGUAGAUAUGGAAUUUUUGGGCUAUGUAUGGCUGCAUUCUCUAUACCAUUUUUUAUAUCUAAUUCUAAUGAAUUAGUGGAUUUGGAUGAAGUUUGUGAAGCAAUUUCUGUAAUAUCUGCACCUGAGGACUCAACAACACAAAACGCAAACAACAGUGUACCGAGCUCGUCAAAGGACUCAGCGAACAAAAGUGAGGAAAAUAAUGAAAAGAAUCGUGCAUUAAUUAAUGAUUAUUAUCUUUUAACUCCACGUUCGGAGCCUAUAUUUAAAAGACGCAUGACAGGGGUUGUAUGUGAUAUAUUAAAGUACGACAUGGCGGAUUAUGUAUUAAAUUUAUAAAAGUAGUAAUUAUGUUA
Molecule: messenger RNA, 725 nt
Organism: Teleopsis dalmanni
Lineage: Eukaryota; Metazoa; Arthropoda; Insecta; Diptera; Diopsidae
Exons: 2
Coding region: 1-708 (235 amino acids)
Source: RefSeq, a predicted model, not a curated record